Messenger RNA from Pedinophyceae sp. YPF-701, 483 nucleotides. Lineage: Eukaryota; Viridiplantae; Chlorophyta; Pedinophyceae. The record is from the annotation of a GenBank genome assembly.
AUGGCGCAGAACCUCAACCAGGUGCCGGACCUGCUGACGGUGCGGGUCACGGCGGGGCCGUGCGAGGGCGAGGAGAUCACGAAGCAGGGCCGCCGGCUCCGCGUCGGCCGCACGUCCCCGUCGGAGGUGUGCAUCCGCGACGGCUCCGUGUCGGAGAAGCACGCGGUGUUCGAGUGGAACGGCGCGGCUUGGGUCCUGCGCGACGUGGGGUCCUCGAACGGCACGCUCUUCAACGGCGCGCCGCUCGCGGAGGGCUGCGAGGUGGAGGUUCGCAGCGGCGACCGGGUGGUCUUCGGGGGCGACUCCCAGGUCAUCGUGGAGGUGCGGAAGCUGGUGACUGAGGAGAUCACUGUCGAGGAUUACUACAGGGCCGAGGCGGAGCGGUUGAUAUCGCUCGUCAGGUCGGAGGGGGAGGCGGCGGAGCGGGAGCUGGUGCUCGCGAAGCAGAGCGCACAGCACGCAAUCCUAGAGGCGCUAUCGUAA